CUCAUUUGAGACCCAUUUGGCCUUGCUGGCUGGGAUGGUAAAAGAAGGCUCCUUUUCUGGCUUGAUGUUUAUGUUUUGUUUUGUUUUUUACAACGAGGUGUAACGGCUUUACAGACAGAUGAAACAAAUGAUCAUUUCAGAAGGUUGGGCAGGCUUGAGACAGAAACAUUCAAACCUGAUGAAAAUCGGAUUUCAUCCCAAAUUCUAUCAUUUUAUUUUACAUUUUUAAAGUUUCUGAAACUCUGUGAAAUGUCAAAACCUGCAGUAUUUCUGCGAUGUUCUGCUCCCAGACUCAUUACAGAGAUUUCCUCCUUCACAGUUUUGUUUUCAGCCUCAUUCCCUCUGUCACAAAGCACAAAGCCAUCCUGUACAUUACAGCAUCUCUGCACCUGAGGGAGAGCUGAGGCUGCUAUCACCUUUCACCCCUCACGGGUGUAAUGGCACAUCGGGGAGUGCAGACUCUAUGGAUGGGACGGCUGGAGCAUGAGUGCGACACAGACAGCAAACUUCAUUAAAGAGAAACCUGAAGAAAUGGAGGAGACUGAAAGAGGAGGAAGGAGGAAGAGCCCCUUAAAUUUAACCUUUAGUCUUGACAUUUUAUGCCCACAAAAAAAUCAGAGAAUAUUUCCUUCUCCAGGUAAACGUUCCGUCACAGCUCAGGUUAGAGCUGGAGGAGAAAGGUAUCAAACAAAGACCAUCUACUCAUGCUAUCAUCUCUCCGUCCGCCUCGUUGGGUUUCAUCUCAAAGCUUUACUUUGUCUCCACCGCUCGACAAUAGGUUGAAGCUGUGAGAACAAAUGCCACUGAAAGAACAGUGUCAUGAAAGAAAAAGCUGCUCCUUUUCAUACUGGGUCAGACUCCCGCCUCUCUGUCGUCGCUGUUGGACAGAAACUUUAAUAAGAGGAAUAAUAAGAGGGACAGGCGUGUGUACCGUAUAAAAGACGACUACGACUUCCCAGACUUCAUGAGGUUGUGUGUUUGUUUUUGUUUUUUUGGACUUGACUGGAUUCUGACUUUGCUUUUGAGUGGUUGCUAUGAUGAAGCUGGCUCCAUCCUGUCGCCUCUUUCUGCUCAUCCUGCUUAGUGUUAUCCUGACAGGCGUCCAUGGAGGCAGAAUCAUCGGCGGUACGGUGGUCCAGCCUCAUUCCAUCAAGUACCAAGCCUCGCUGCUUUACAGAGACUCCCACUUCUGUGGAGGAACCCUGAUAGACCCUCAGUGGGUGGUGUCUGCUGCCCACUGCUGGAGACCGAGCUACAUGAUUAAAGUGGUUCUGGGCAAACAUAACCUUAAUGUGGUGGAGGAAACAGACCAGAUAUUUAGUGUCUCAUUAAUCGUCAAACAUUACCAGUACAAUUACUGGAUACUUGACAAUGACAUCAUGCUGCUUAAGCUGGACCGUCCAGCAAAGAUUGGCGACACGGUGAGGCCAGCCCUCCUCCCAGUGAAGAACGCACCCCCUUUAGAAAACUUCUCCCGGUGUACCGUCAGCGGCUGGGGGGUGACGGGCCUCUACAGUCAGAGUCUGUCCUCUGAACUGAUGUCUGUGGAUGUGGAUUACUUCUCCGACUGCUGGAGCUUCUACUACUACUACUCCUUCAUGAUCACCAACAACAUGAUGUGUGCCGGCUCUCGGGACGGCGGGAAGGACUCCUGUCAGGGGGAUUCGGGAGGCCCGCUUUUCUGCAACGGUAAAUUCGAGGGCAUCGUGUCCUGGGGCAUUGGCUGUGGGUACGCGUCCUAUCCUGGCGUUUACACCAAGGUCAGAAACUACCUCGUCUGGAUUGACCAGGUCAUGCAGAGCAGCCCAUGAUUCCUCAAAUCACAAGAAAGAGCUGAAAACAUUUCAACUGGUCCAAAAUUUUUUUUUUUACUUUUAUCUUGUAUUCUGAGACUUUCCUGAUAAUUUCUCUUUAAACUUCUGUUAAAUCUGUAAAGUGAUCUUGUUUUAAAUUCUGUUUCUGUAUUUCUAACAUUUCUGUUAAAUAUUAAAUGGACCUCCUGAUGCUUUCUGUCUGCAUCCUUCAUUUUUCUUUAACCGUAUAAAUAAAGAUUCAUAUUUGGUCAGACUUCAUUUUUUUCCUCUUUUG
Oryzias melastigma (Indian medaka) is the source of this 2088-nucleotide messenger RNA. Its product is annotated as trypsin. The coding region runs from base 1035 to 1811 and encodes 258 amino acids. Gene Ontology annotation, molecular function: serine-type endopeptidase activity. The record is from RefSeq and is a predicted model, not a curated record. Gene Ontology annotation, biological process: proteolysis. NCBI's taxonomy places the organism in Eukaryota, Metazoa, Chordata, Actinopteri, Beloniformes, Adrianichthyidae. The transcript has 6 exons.